Messenger RNA from Saccostrea cuccullata (small rock oyster), 2176 nucleotides. RefSeq lists its product as uncharacterized. The transcript is spliced from 11 exons. The record is from RefSeq and is a predicted model, not a curated record. Bases 1 to 2052 code for a protein of 683 amino acids. Lineage: Eukaryota; Metazoa; Mollusca; Bivalvia; Ostreida; Ostreidae. Gene Ontology annotation, biological process: regulation of apoptotic process.
AUGGAUCCUUUGAUAGAUCUUGAACGAGGUGUAACCUAUUCCAGUGGAUUUUAUGAUGAAACUGAUGAAGAACAAAAUGAACUUAUACGAAACGAAGCUAAAAUAGUUAUAUCUAUAUUACCAGAGGACAUCAUAGUCCGCAGAAAUUACAUAUUCCUUAAAGAGGAGCUGUCAGUUGGAUAUAUCUGGCCUUUUCUGUAUCAGGAAGCAAUCCUAUCUGAACUUGAAAUAAAUGUUGCUUGUAAUCCCAACCCCAGGUGUGCGCAGGUAGAUAUCCUGCUAAAACUUCUUCUUCGUCAGGGAAGAUCUGCAUGUAACAAAUUUAUCAACAUGUUAUCAGCCAAUGGAUAUGGUUACAUUCUUCAUACUUUAAAAAAUACAACACAUUUCCUUUUACACACAGAUUGGUCGCAGUGGCAAAGAGAAAUAACAAUAGACCAUGUAAACAUGAAAGAAACUUUCCUGUGCAAAACCAUUGAAGCAGUUUCCACCGCUGAUUUCUUGUUACAGGAGCUAGAGGAUGACAAAUUCUCUACUUAUGACCAUGACGAGAUCCAAAAUGAGAACUCCAAAUCGAGGCGGGCUAGAGCACUUCUUAAGAAGGUUAUGAAGGAUGAUAUUGACGUUUUGAACUGUUUCCUUUGCGCUGUCGACUGCUUACGUCAUGUUUUACCCGGUGUGUCUGUCGUCGAAAAUCUAAAGAAAGCAGACCUCAGCAAGACAAAAGAUGUACGUGAAAAACAUGUUAGAGUGUUAUUCCAAGAUGAGCAUUUGCUGAAAGUGGUCGAUGUUAACAGUGAAGAUGACGAAGGAGACCAUGUGAUCAUUUUCAAAUUCAGAAAUCAACAUUUGCGGAAAAUACACGCAUUAGAAAAGACGUUUGUUCGCAGAAUCCAAAACAAGGAUUCAAAACUAGACGAACUGGCCAAUAGAUUCAUGCAUAUGAGCAUACAGGAUGGUCAUGCCGGGUCCAUAGUUCUAUACUUGAAAGCCCUGACAAGCACUGCAGCAGAGAAUCUGGACAAAAACAGUCUGAAGAUGUUUAUCCAGAAGAUACUAGAGGAUCCUCAAAUCUCGGAGAUCCUGCCAUUGGGAACUCUCCAGCUUCAAGUAGAAACAAUAACAAAUGGAUUCAUGGAAGGAGAGCAAUGGGAAGUAGACAGAAGUUCUCUGGUCGAGCUAUUAGCAGACAACAGAUCGCUGUUAGAAGACGAGUUAGAACCAUUCGAUUUUCUCUCACGCUUCCAACAAGAUGACAUAUUUUCAGAAAAAGAGGUAACUUGGAUUAAGGGGCUGGGUAGUAGGCGAAGCAGAGCAAGAGGGUUCCUCAGUUUAUUGCAAGUCAAGAGAAAACCUGCUUUGGAAGUCUUCGUGGACGAACUAAAAAUGUCAAAAGAAACUUUUCUAUUGGAGCAGCUUUUUCCUUCAACACCCAUAACUUUUCAGUGCAAAGAAUGCCAGCGCAGAACUAUUUUGAAGAAUUACGAGGAGGUUCGCGAUGAAAUAGAUGUGAGAAUCCUUGACUACACUGACCCGCCCUGUCACUCACAUCACACGAACUACAAAGACAGCAGGGGGCAGUACAGAACACCCCAGGCCCUCCUCAAACAUGUGCUGGAGUGUGACACGGCUCUAGACAGAUUCAGUAAGGUCACUAGAUCCAUAACAUCAUUCACCGGGCUUACAGAAUAUGACUGCAAGUGCCCAGGUGACAAGAACUUUACAACUUAUACCCAGAGGAAGCACAACGUCUACAAUUUUCGGAUUUCAACCGUCUUACUGAAGAAAGAGAAACCAACUGACAAGAAGACAUUAAACAACUCUCCAGAAAAAGACUCAUUACCAGUCCCUGCACUAAAAAGGGAGAAGUCCUCUUUAACAAACAAAACGGUCAACAAACCUUCCUUUACAUCUCUACAUCCAAAGAUAGUCACCUUCAAUGUAGACGAAAUAACAGUUCAUUCCUACUCAACACAAAAUGGAGGAAUUCAAAAUACCAAGAUUCAGAAGAAAACAAGCAAAAGUGCAUCAAAAAAGAUGGUGAAAAAAUAAUCAGGUGUUCAAUGCACUGACUGGAAAAUACAACAUGAUUGCUGUGAUCUCCAGUGAUGCUUCUCUAUUCUGACAUUUUACAAUUAAUCAUUGGCAAAUCCAUUACCAUAAUUUAUUAUACUUG